ACCAACUGAAGCUCCUGUCAGUCAAGAGUCAGUGCAGCAGCCGCGCUGCAAAGAUUUAAAGUCUCCGCGUUUGUCCCCUGAAAGUACGUACAUGGCUGACAGAGGCCAUGAUGGAGCAGAGAGAGAUGCAGAGGACACAGAUGAGCUUCUUUACACUGAUCUCAAUGACAACAGCGAUGUGUUUGGACUGCGUUCUCCGCCUCUCAAACUGGACCACUGUGACUUCAUCCUAGACGCUAUGGAUGCUCAGCUUGGUCAGCUGCAGGUCUGGCCCCAGAAACCCAGAGAGCUUGAUUGCAGCGAUGCAGCUCCUCUUAGGUGGAGUCAAUCUCUGAGCAAAGACACAGGCCUUGGAAGUACAACUCAAACAAAUGACACUCCAAUGUCUUGUCUUGAUUUGAUUGACACUCCGACGAUGGAGGAAACAUCAAGGAGAAACACAAGCUGUUGGGAAGGUCCUGUCACUCAUGAGGAAACUAAACCGAAGUUAGACAGAAGGACAAGAGACAGAGAGGAGAUGGAGUCUCAGAGGGAGCAGGUCAUCUGGAGGCUCGAGAAGCUGCUUGGAGACAGCUGUAAUGAGGGAAGGAUGGCAGGAGAAACCCACCCUCCUUCAGACAGCAUCUGCACUGAGGACUUCGUCAGAUGCUUCAGAGACGAGAUGGUUGAAUUGCCAGAGAGUAAUAUGCAGCAACUAGAUCGAGAAGAAGAGGCUGAGAGGACAGAGAUAUCAGACUGUGACACUUGCCAGAGUGAACAAAAGGGAGAAAGUGUUUUUAAUGUGGACGGAAGAGGAACAACAAUGACUGGGAAAUGCAGUAAAGACACAGAGACUGUUUAUUAUUCCCAGUCAAAUGAGCCAUGCCAAAGUAAAGAACUGAAGAAAUGUCUUUCUGACAUAAAUGGAGUAAAUACAUCACAUGUUAGUGAGGAAGAGGGAGCUGGAGAGAAAUACAACACACUGCAGAGGCUUGGUGAUAGCAGCAUCUCUCACAGAACAGAGGUUGUAACAGAACAUGAAACCCCACGGCCGAACAACAACUGUUCUCCAGGCCAGGCCAGAUGCUUGGCAGGAGUACCCGUGUGGAGUUUUGACACCGUGUCCAUUGACAGUGACCUUGACUCAGUCUGCACAGAGCAAGUCAGGCAGCAUAUUCACAGGCGGCCAGGAUGGCGCUCCCUAAUUCAGUCUGUCACAGACAUGGAUGACUACUGUACCAACCAGAGUGACUAUGAAACACCCACACAGGAAGAAAGUGAACCUCAAUCUACAUCAGGCCACAGAUCCUCUUGUGUAAAUGCACAAAACAGAAGUCCUUCUGUCCGUAAAGCACAGCGUAAUAAGAGAGAAACUUACAGGUCUUCUUCGGGUGAGAAUGACAAGGACACAGAUGAGGAAAUGAAUCACUGGACCAGGAGAAGCAGGCCCGAGAGGGCAUCAGAGAAGACGCUGUCUGAUUGGGCCAAGACGAAAGGGCGUCUCUCUACCCUCCAACAAAAAUGUGGCGAAGAGGAGGAGACACUGCAGUUGAAGAAAAUUCAGUUAAAAGAUGUUGAGUUCUCCCUCUCUGAACUUCAACAUAGAAGAAAGCAUUCUUUGCAGGACUUAGAGCGACUGAGUGUAGAGACAGCAAAGAUGCAGAAGGAGAAGAGGACUCUAGAGUUUGUUCUGAGAGACAGCAGGACAGGGAAGGACUCUAUUAGUUACCAGCUGCAGAGGCAGAGAGAGUCCUGUAUCCUUGAGCCCAGUGUCGUCAUGUCAGUGCUGGAGAGAGAGGAGAUGGACAGACAGCUGGACGGUGCCAAAACAGAACUGUUUGCUGAACAGCGACGUGCAAGAGAGAAGCUAGAGUCCAUGCAAGAAAAGUUGGAGGAGACUCGUGAGGAGCUUCAGAGGGUCACAGAGGCAGAGAGCUUACUGAGGAACAGGUGUGCUUGUCUGGAGGAAAAACAGAAGCAAAAAAAGGAUCAGAUCAAGACAGUUGAGUUUCAAGUAGGCGAGCUGCAGGGUGAACUGGGAGAAUGGAAGAUGAGAGUGGGUACUCUUGAGAGGAUGCUGGCCCAGAAGGAGCUGCAGUUGCUAGAUUUUCAGGAGCAACAUGGGGCCUUACAAGCAGAAAGAGAUGGACUGAAGGGGGAGCUACAACACCUGAAAACCCAGCACUACAAUGCACUGAAAGACACCCAGGAGCAAACCCAUAGAACGGUGGAGGCAGCACUGAAGCAGCAAAAGAAAGAUUUGACUUUGACUCAUGAGCAGCAAAUCCAAGAGGUUAAUAAGCAGUCUGAAGAGGAGAAAGCAAACGCUUUGAAAGAACAAGCUCUGUCUCUCACACAACACAUUGAGUCCUUGAAGAGUUCCAUUCAGCUAAAAGAAGAAGAGGCAAAGAAGCUGAGAAAUUAUCUGGAGCAGCAGAAGGAGGAGGCAAAGAACCGUGAAAAGGAGCUGCAUGUAGAAGCCUCGGAAAAGGUGCACAGAGCUAUUGAAGAGGAGAGGAGGAAGUGGGAGGCAGAACAAGUGGAAGCUGUGCAGGUGCACUGUGGGAUACUGGAAGAGCAGAACAGAAAGAUCCUGGAAAGCACAAGGAGUGAGAUGCAGCGAGAGAAGAGUAAAUCACUGGCUCUUCAACAUAAAGUGGUGAAACUAAAAACAAGAGUACAGCAAUUGGAGGGUGAAAUCUGUGCACAGCAGAGAGAGCAGGACUCUUUGCUGGCUGUUAUUUGCAAAUCACUGAAAGAGGAGCAUCAGGCUGAGCUGCAGAAGUUACAGAGACAGAUGGCACAGGAGAGUCAGAGGGCAGUGCUGCACCUCAAGCAGGCAGUUCACCUGGCAGAGAAAGAGGCUGACGGGCUCCGGGGGAUGCUAGAAGAAAGUGAAAGGAGCCAUAACCAAAUCACAGCUGAGCUGGAUCAGCAGCUACGGCACUGGGCCCAAGAGCUGGGAGCAGAGUGCCAGCAUUUACACCUCUUAGUGGAGCAGAGUGGAGCCAAACAAACUUCUGUUCAGCUACCUCCCAGUCCUACAGUAGCUGAGGCUCUUACAAACCUGACAGUGCUAAGAGAGCAGUUGAAGCAGUUGAUUAGCCAGCUACACCAGGAGCUUGAUUCAGAGAAACAAACCACUGAGCAGCUGAGAAAAGACAAGGAACGAGAAUUGAGCAUCCAGAGGCAACAGCUGAGGAUGGAGAGAGACCAAGCCUUAGAUUCUCUAACGGAGCGUCUCAUUCAGGAGCACAUUGAGGAGUUAAGCAGUCUGAACUGGACCCAUAUGUGCGAUGGGGGAGCUGAGGGAGGAGGAGUGGCAGCAUCUCUUCGCAAACAGCUGAAGGCCAAAGACCUGGAGCUCAGGCAGGUUCAGAGGAGCAUGGGUCAGUGGAAGGAGCAGACUGCAGCUCGUCUGGCGUGCAAGUUUGAAGAAGAGUUGACAGCUGAACUGGAAAGGUGCAAGACAAAGUUGUUAAGGGGCAGAAAAACAUCAAAGACAUGGGAGAAGAGGCACAGAGAGCCUGAGAGGCCUGAAGGAGGGAUAACACUUAGUGCAAAGGAAGCUCAGAAUUCAGUUUGUUCUCCUUCCCUCCAUGUUGCUGCCCCCCACAGCCCCUCAGAUGUAGCUUCAUUCAAGCUUCUACGUUACCUCCAGAGCAGGGUCAAGCAGCUCCGUGUAGAAAACCAAGCCUACACCUGGAGCCCGGUGCCUUCAAAUGCAGUCCCUUUAGAUUUGUCUGGAUCCUAUGUUACAACAAUCAGUCAAGGUCAAGACAUUGCUGGGAUUCAGGGCCACUCAUCAAUCAGGACAGUCUCAAGUUAAGGACAUGAAACCUUACUCAGUGCGGGUCACACACACCAGUGACAUAAUGUUCACAAGCAUUUAAAACUGUUUUUCUGGCAACAGAAAUGAAUCAUUUACUGUAACAUGUGCAUAAGAUAGCAGAUUAACAAGCAGGUCACAGUGACAAAUGACACAACCGAAGAUUUGGUCAUUAAGUUUACAUUCCUCUGUGUGAAGGCAGUCAAAUUUUAUGGCUUAAGGUUACAGUGAACUGUGAUGAACUGACUUUUCAUUGGAGAUCAUGUGAUUUAUGUCAGACAACCUCAUAAAGCUGACAGUAAUUCGUGGGAACCCCUUGUAUAAUCAGUAUGUUAAAUCAUGUUAAAUUGUACAAUAAAACAAAUUCUGUGGA
This is a messenger RNA of Dicentrarchus labrax (European seabass), 4181 nucleotides long. RefSeq names its product trichohyalin. NCBI's taxonomy places the organism in Eukaryota, Metazoa, Chordata, Actinopteri, Moronidae. The record is from RefSeq and is a predicted model, not a curated record. The transcript is spliced from 30 exons. Bases 92 to 3808 code for a protein of 1238 amino acids.